GGAUUCUUGUAUUAGGAAUCUGGAUACCGUCAUGAUUCUGCCUUGCAUAUUGACUGGUUUUGGCAUGGCGUGGGUGUGUUGUGUCCGCCGAUUCUUUGCUUUCUCUGCAAAUGAUGAUCGUCUCUUCUUCAGAUUCUGGAGGCGAUAGUCGAGUUUUGUAUUGAUUGUCAGCCAAAAUUGUUUUUCGUUUCUUUUGAUUGAGAGAAAAAAUGGAGCUAACCGAACUUCUCCAGAAAUUUCUCGUUGUUUCGUUUACCAUCGGGUUCUUUUGGAAGCUCAUUAGGUAUAUGUGGAGUUUUGUGAGCAUGGAGAAGGAACCGAUUAGAGUUUUAGUCACUGGAGCCGCAGGGCAAAUUGGUUAUGCAAUUGUUCCAAUGAUUGCAAGGGGGGUCAUGCUAGGCCCUGAUCAGCCAGUAAUUCUGCACAUGCUCGAUAUCGAGCCUGCAGCUGAGGCUUUGAAUGGUGUAAAGAUGGAAUUAAUAGAUGCUGCCUUUCCUCUGCUAAAGGGUGUUGUUGCAACAACGGAUGUCGUUGAAGCUUGUAAGGAAGUCAAUGUUGCAGUUAUGGUUGGUGGUUUCCCUCGAAAGGAGGGCAUGGAAAGGAAGGACGUGAUGACGAAAAAUGUCUCCAUUUACAAAAAACAGGCUUCAGCCUUGGAACAGCAUGCUGCUCCAGAUUGUAAGGUAUUAGUGGUGGCCAACCCGGCCAACACAAAUGCUCUCAUCUUGAAAGAGUUUGCCCCUUCAAUCCCCGAGAAGAACAUCACAUGUCUUACACGAUUGGAUCAUAAUCGAGCAUUAGGCCAAAUCUCAGAGAGGCUAAACGUGCAUGUUAGUGAUGUGAAGAAUGUCAUUAUCUGGGGCAAUCACUCUUCUACACAGUAUCCAGACGUCAAUCAUGCAAAAGUCACCACUAGCAGUGGAGAGAAACCAGUUCGAGAAUUGGUUGCAGAUGAUCAAUGGUUGAAUACCGAGUUUAUUACCACCGUACAGCAACGUGGUGCCGCCAUUAUAAAGGCUCGAAAGCUAUCUAGUGCUCUGUCUGCUGCCAGUUCUGCUUGUGAUCAUAUACGAAACUGGGUUUUGGGGACCCCCAAGGGAACUUGGGUUUCCAUGGGAGUGUAUUCUGAUGGUUCUUAUGGUAUAGAACGCGGUCUUAUCUACUCCUUUCCAGUCACAUGUGAGAAAGGAGAAUGGUCAAUCGUUCAGGGGCUGAAGAUUGAUGAGUUUUCAAGAGCCAAGAUGGAUGCAACAGCAAAAGAGCUGAUUGAGGAGAAAGCUUUGGCUUAUUCAUGCCUUGGUUGAUAUGGAGUUGUGCUAUUUUAGUCAUGAUUUCCCUUCAAUAAAUCUUUAGGGAUUUCUUAAUUUGUUUUUUCUUUUCUUCAAUAAUUUCUGGAAAUCGUACAGAAAUUAUGGGUAGUUCAUUAUUUUACGUGAAUUAUUGCUAUAAUAAACUGCUAUAUUUUAUGGUAGUAUGCUAUUACCAUGUAAGUGUGUGGAACCGUACAGCACUCUCGUAUGCUGCCACUCCUACAAAUUACUUCGUGGUUUAAUUGUUUCCUA
Cucumis melo (muskmelon) is the source of this 1562-nucleotide messenger RNA. Its product is annotated as malate dehydrogenase, cytoplasmic-like. The transcript is spliced from 7 exons. Gene Ontology annotation, molecular function: L-malate dehydrogenase (NAD+) activity. NCBI's taxonomy places the organism in Eukaryota, Viridiplantae, Streptophyta, Magnoliopsida, Cucurbitales, Cucurbitaceae. The record is from RefSeq and is a predicted model, not a curated record. The coding region runs from base 210 to 1304 and encodes 364 amino acids. Gene Ontology annotation, biological process: oxaloacetate metabolic process; malate metabolic process; tricarboxylic acid cycle.